AUGUCUAUUCCUGCCAUCGACUUUUCUGCUUUCCGAAAAAGUACAGAGCAAGAGCGUAGAGAGCUCGCCAAUCGCGUCACUGAGGAAUUCAAGAAGCAUGGUGCUACAAGACUGAUAAACCAUGGGAUUACUGGAGAGAUUGAUAUUCGAGAACAGAGUGACAAGUUCUUCAAGCUUUCCGAGGCCGAAAAGGUCGCUACUGCCAACGUCCGGGAUGCCAACCCGCAGCGAGGAUACAGCCACGUUGGCUCGGAGGCAACUUCCAAGGUCAAUAAGAGGGACCAGAAGGGAGAGUUCCAAAUCUGUGAGGAUGAUGACGUGGAUCAAGAACUCAUUGAUGCCAAGGAACACUUUGACUACACCCGCGAUGGUGACGAGUACCCGACGCCCUGGCCGUCGGACGUAAGUAUCCCUGGUUUCCACGACUGGAUGGAGGGCACUUUCCUCCCGGAUUGCAUGAGGCUGGCGCGCGAUGUCUUGACAGCCAUUGAACUCGGCCUAGACGUGCCUGUCGGAACGUUCACGUCGUGCAUGGAGUCGCGCGUCGACGAGCUGCGCAUCCAGCACUACCCACCCCUGCCGGUCGAGAAGCUCAAAGCGGGCAAGAUCAAGCGCUGCCAUCCACACACCGACUUCGGCUUCAUAACUUUGCUCUUCCAGGAUGCCACUGGCGGGCUCGAGGUCGAGGACCGCGCCAACGGCGGCUGGCUGCCCGUCACACCCACGGCUGACCCCACAGAGGUCGGUGUCUACAUCGGCGACACCCUUGUGCACAAGACCAACGGUCACCUCAGAGCAGCCGUCCACCACGUUGUAGCCCCCCUAUCCCUCAAGGACAGGGAGGAUGGCGUUAUGCCCGAGCGCUUCACCAUCGCCCUCUUCGCCAAAGCGGACCGCCACGCCGACGUCGGGCCCAUGCCCCGAUUCAUCACCUCCGAGACGCCGCAGCGCUUCCCUAGCCUGACUGCCCUGGAGCUGCAUAACAAGCGGGUUGGCCAGCUGUAUGAUGCCAGGCCCAAGGCUUAA
Messenger RNA from Didymosphaeria variabile, 1026 nucleotides. RefSeq lists its product as uncharacterized. The transcript has 3 exons. Gene Ontology annotation, molecular function: dioxygenase activity. The record is from RefSeq and is a predicted model, not a curated record. The coding region runs from base 1 to 1026 and encodes 341 amino acids. NCBI's taxonomy places the organism in Eukaryota, Fungi, Ascomycota, Dothideomycetes, Pleosporales, Didymosphaeriaceae.